AUGCUUCCUCAGCUUCUGAAUCGAACGGUCACCUAUCUGCGACCUCAGCUCCGAUUUCUGUCUCCUCUCCCACCGUCAACUUCUCUAUCCUCUUCCUCUGAGCAACCUCCACCGGCACCGGCGCCGGUAACGCCGCCGCCGCCUCCCCUGAAAUUGCCACUUGACUGCUCCCCCGCCCGCCUCCGGAAGCUGAUCGCGACCCAGUCAGACCCUCUCCUCGCAAAGGAGAUCUUCUCCCUCGCCGCCUCCCUUCGGCCCGAUGACUUCUCUCCUUCCUCCCCAAGGUCCUACUCCUCCCUCCAUGUCCUCAUCCUCAAGCUCGCCCGUGCUCGUCACUUCUCUCUCGCGGACUCCCUCCUCCGACGCCUGCCCAGCCCGUCCCCGGGUCUCUUCUCCGCCCUCAUCAAGGUCUACGCCGACGCUGGUCUCCCCGACCGCGCCGCAUCCGCCUUCCGCUACAUGCUCCGGCACACGCGGUGCCGCCCCAGCGCGCGGCACCUCAAUCGCCUCCUCUCCGCCCUCGCGGCACGGCCCGACCACCUCCCCUCCGCCCUCCACAUCCUUAGGUCCGCCGACGCCAUGGCCGUUCCCUCCGACGUUCGCUCCCACAACGUCCUCAUCGGGGCCUUCUGCCGGAUCGGCAAGCUGAGCAUCGCCUACGACCUGUUCAACAGAAUGUUCAAGAGAGGCCUCACCCCCGACGUUGAGUCCUACAGGCUCCUGAUGCAAGGCCUCUGCAGGAAGAGCCAGGUGACAUCCGCAGUGGACCUGCUUGAGGACAUGCUCAACAAGGGUUACGUCCCCGACGCCCUCAGCUACUCCACCCUUCUGAACAGCCUCUGCAGGAAGAAGAGGCUCCGGGAGGCCUACAAGCUUCUGUGCAGGAUGAAGGUGAAGGGCUGCAACCCGGACGUCGUCCACUACAACACCGUCAUCCUCGGCUUCUGCCGAGAGGGCCGCCCGUGGGACGCCUGCAAGCUGCUCGACGAUAUGUCGGACAACGGCUGCUUCCCCAGCCUAUUGACCUACACUACGCUCGUCAACGGACUGUGCAGCCGGGGGCUGACGGAGGAGGGAAGCCACUACUUACAGGACAUGAUCUCCAAGGGCCUGGUCCCCCACUUCUCGGUCUUCCACGCCCUGGUGAAGGGCUUCUGCGCCGUGGGCAAGUACGGGGAGGCCUGCGACGUCCUCGCAGAGAUGCUGAACCUCGGCGUUGCUCCUCACGUGGAGACGUGGGCCGUGCUGCUACCCGGCGUCUGCGACGACGAUGGGGAGACGUCCAUGGCGGCCGCCAAGAGGCUGGUGAUGGAGGACGGAUGGAGGAGGGCGACGAGGAUUGUGCAGGCCGGGCCUGAGCUCGAAGAGUACAUGGCGCGUAGAUCACCAGGACGAGGAGUACUUAGCGGUACGAUGCAUUUAGUUGGCAACAGAAACUCACAAUCUGUCCGCCCUCCCUUUACAUAG
This is a messenger RNA of Spirodela intermedia, 1467 nucleotides long. NCBI's taxonomy places the organism in Eukaryota, Viridiplantae, Streptophyta, Magnoliopsida, Alismatales, Araceae. The record is from the annotation of a GenBank genome assembly.